Molecule: messenger RNA, 789 nt
Organism: Medioppia subpectinata
Lineage: Eukaryota; Metazoa; Arthropoda; Arachnida; Sarcoptiformes; Oppiidae
Source: the annotation of a GenBank genome assembly
GAAGCGGAGGGGGAGGGCGUGAGGAGGGGAGCCAGUGGUUUGUGUCCCCCCUCUGGCGAACCGGAAUAUGAUAGCUCCGGGCGCUCCUUCUUAUGCAUGAAUACCUACCACUUCUCUUACUCUCUCGUAGUAGUUGUCAGUUCACUAUCGACUUACACCACUGUCUGUCAGUUAUCCAAUCCGCAGACAAUAAUUGCCGCAAACAAUGGCAUCACUAAUGAAAUUAAAUCACAAAAAAGUAGUUGGAAUAUCAGAGGAUCUCCUAAAGCGACCACUAAUACAGCCAUCAAUAGAUCCGAUGGCAUCAGAAGGAAAGGCAGCGAUCGGUUCAUCCAUAAGAUACUGGACAACACCGCUGGCGGUGAACACCGUGUGACCAGUCCUGGAAUCGCUGGUGACAUCAAUAGCAUAAACAGCGAUUUGGUCAACGGUUCGGCACAGACAUCAUCUCAAGACAACUCAAACAUUCACUCGAAUCGCAACAAUGAGACAAAAGGACUCCGAAGAAUGAAAGGAAUGUCAUAUUCUGUGACAGAUUUACGCCAAUUGUCCGAUAAGAAGGACUUUGAUUGGUUGGAAGUGUCCGACGACUUCCAACAGGAGAUCAAAGACAGGAGGCAUGAGAUGUAUAUCGCGGAGAUUGAAAUGGAUUCCUACCAUCACUUGGGAUCUACUCUUCGUAUAGAAAACGUGCGCCAAAUGAACGAAAGGGGAGUCAUUCGUAAGCCAUUGGUUUGCAAUACAAUUGUAAACAAACGGUGUCUCAAAGUGUGGCCAAUAAUAUGGACG